AUGCCGGUGGUGGACAUCCACACGCACGUCUACCCCCCCUCCUACAUGUCCCUCCUCCGCUCCCGCAACACCGUUCCCUAUGUACGCACCUUUCCCGACGCUCCAGAUACCUCACGCCUAAUCAUUCUACCCGGAGAAGAUGAUCCUGCAACACCGUCAACCGCCCGCGGCAGGCCCGUAGGACCAGAGUACUAUGACAUCAAACAAAAAAUCUCGUUCAUGGACACCCACGGCAUCGAUGUAUCUGUCAUCUCACUCGCAAACCCAUGGCUUGACUUCCUAGACCCGAGUGAAGCAGGCGAGACCGCAAGAAAGAUCAACGACGAAGUCAACGAGCUCUGCGAGCAGCAUCCCGGAAGACUGUACGCAUUCGGUGCCCUCCCUCUCUCAGCUCCGGCCGAGGUUGUCGUGGCAGAGAUCGAGCGGUUAGCCGGCCUUAGUCGCAUGCGAGGCAUCAUCAUGGGUACUUCAGGGCUUGGAGAAGGACUCGACGAUCCCUCUCUCGAUCCCAUCUACGCAGCGCUCGAGAAGCACCAACAGCUUGUCUUCCUGCACCCGCACUACGGACUCCCAUGGUCUGUCUACGGGCCGCGCGCGAACGAGUAUGGGCACGUGCUGCCGCUGGCACUUGGGUUUCCGCUUGAGACGACGAUUGCGGUGACGAGGAUGCUUUUGUCUGCUGUCUGGGACCGGUUCCAGAGCUUGCAGGUCCUGAUCGCGCAUUCGGGCGGCACGCUGCCCUUCCUGGCGGGCAGGAUUGAGAGCUGCAUCCUGCACGACGGUCAUCUGGCCAAGGACGAAAAGCUGGAAGGCAGGAGAAGCGUGUGGGAUGUGUUGAAGACGAACAUUUAUCUUGAUGCUGUGAUCUACUCUGAGGUCGGACUGAAAGCCGCAAUCGAUGCGAGCGGCAAGGACAGGCUAUUGUUUGGUACCGACAACCCCUUCUUCCCGCCACUGGGUGGGGAGACCGAGUGGUUGAGUGUGAAAACCAACUACCGAGCCAUCACCGGCGCUUUUGGAGACGACGCAGACGGAGCGAAGGGUGUCCUGGGAGACAAUGCUAUCCGAAUAUUACGUCUGAGCAGUUAG
Coniosporium apollinis CBS 100218 is the source of this 1089-nucleotide messenger RNA. RefSeq lists its product as uncharacterized. The coding region runs from base 1 to 1089 and encodes 362 amino acids. The transcript has 2 exons. Gene Ontology annotation, biological process: secondary metabolic process. Lineage: Eukaryota; Fungi; Ascomycota; Dothideomycetes. The record is from RefSeq and is a predicted model, not a curated record. Gene Ontology annotation, cellular component: cytoplasm; cytosol. Gene Ontology annotation, molecular function: hydrolase activity; carboxy-lyase activity.